GCGGCUGGACCCCUCCAAGCUGGAGAUGCUGUUCGCACUGGUCCACAGCAACGAGGAGGGGCAGGUGUGCUACCGGGAGCUCAUCGAGCUGAUGAGCAGUAAACGUUCCAGUAGUUUCCGGCGGGCCAUAGCCAGCGGGCGUCGGACCUUGCAGAGGGACAUCCUGCUGGAUGAAGCAGGCCUGGGUGUGUACAAGCGCUUUGUUCGCUACGUGGCCUAUGAGAUCCUGCCCUGCGAGUCCCACCGCCGCUGGUACUUCCACCAGAACCACCUGUGUCCGCCGCCCGUCUUCAUGGCUGUGAUCACCAUCAUUCAGAUCAUCGUGUUCAUGUGCUAUGGCGUCAUGCUGAAUAAAUGGGUGCUACAGACCUACCAGCCAGAGUUCAUGAAGAGCCCCCUAGUGUACCACCCUGGUCAUCGCGCCCAGGUGUGGCGCUUCCUCAGCUACAUGUUCAUGCACGUGGGGCUGGAGCAGCUGGGCUUCAAUGCUUUGCUGCAGCUGAUGAUCGGGGUUCCUCUGGAGAUGGUGCACGGGAUCAUGCGCAUCAGUCUGCUCUACAUGGCCGGGGUGGUGGCGGGGUCACUGACAGUGUCCAUCACAGACAUGAGGGCUCCAGUGGUCGGAGGGUCCGGGGGUGUCUACGCCCUGUGCUCAGCACAUCUGGCAAACGUUGUCAUGAACUGGGCUGGGAUGCGAUGUCCAUACAAGCUGCUUCGAAUGAUCCUGGCUCUGGUUUGCAUGAGCUCUGAGGUGGGUCGGGCUGUGUGGCUGCGGUUCUCUCCACCCCUGCCCUCCUCCGGGCCCCAGCCCAGCUUCAUGGCUCACCUGUCGGGGGCAGUGGUGGGCAUCAGCAUGGGUCUGCUGAUCCUGCGCAACUAUGAGGAGAACCUGCAAGGACAAUGCUCCUGGUGGGUCAUCAUCUUCGCCUUCAUCACCUUCCUCCUCUUCGCCAUCUUCUGGAACAUCUUCGCCUACGAGCUGCUGGGCGUGCAGAUCCCACCCGCUCCCUGAGAAAGGGCCAGUCCUUUUCCUUUACCCAUAAUUCAGUUUAACCCAUUUCACUCUGGAAAACAGUCGUGUCACCUCACGGGUCUAACCUUCAGGAUACAACCUUUCUGCGUCUACAAAGCGGUUCAACUCUCAUGUGUUCUCAUACUCCAAACGAUGGGACAUGGCCCCAAAUCUCCCAACACGUGACACUCCAAUAUCCAAAAUGCGAUGGGUUUCGAAGGGCAAGAAAAAUCUGCAUUUCGAUAGCCACGGAUCAGAGGAAUAGAUAUGUCUGCAGAAAUUAUAUUAAGCAUGUGAACAGGAAAAUUACAAAUAUAAAAAUACAGUGUAGAUUAAUGUGUGGUGCAGCUGUAAUGGUGAAAGAUCCACUACAUGGUGUCCUCUCCAGUAUCCCACAAUGCAUUAGCAGACUAUGAACUGCUGAGGGCUGCACAUUCCACUCUGACAUUGCUCCUGUUAAAAAAAGACAAAAAAAGAGUUAACCUCUCUGGAUUGCGGGGAACCCUCUGUCAUCUGGUUCCUAGAGAUGCAGACUCCUGUAACAGAAUGUACUUAAAAUGGUGCAUAUUUUUAUAUUGUGUCUAUUCAUAUGUGGGCAGAUGUAACGUGUCCAUGAUUUAUCCACGAUUAUUUAUUUGUUGUUUCGUGGAAGGGAAAAUGCUUGAAAUUGUAAAAUAUGAAUUCAUUUCGGAGACUGAAUCCCGUUGUUAUUCAUUUUGUGUUUGAUCUUCUGAAAAUGUGAAAUGAAAUGAAAUCCCUUGUACAGUAUAUAGAAAGAAAAAAAAAGAGACAAAAAGCUUGCAUGGCCAACUGACUGUCCUUUUGAUCUUUGUUAAAACAUUUUCUAUUCGGGAAUGAAUAAUAAAAUCAACGGGGUCAGAUCUCAGAACUCUGGAGUACUCAAGAGACAAAUAGAAAAAAACUGGCAUAAAAAAAGCGAGAAUAGCUUAAUGAGGAAAUUAAGUGCCAAAGUCUGAACUAAGUCUGAAGACAAACUCAAUUCUGGGCUGUCUCGUUCGUUAAAGAAGGGCUCUGAUUGUUUUAGUUCCUUCAUUAGCCACUUCUCCUCGGCUGAAUAUUCAUGCCUGUGAGGAAGACAGUAUUAAUGAUGGUCACCAUCCAGGGAUUCCAUAGGCUUUAGUCAGGAGUGAAGGAAUCUCGGAAAUCUCAGAAGCUAAAGCUUGAUAUCAGGAAUUUCACAAACACCGAAUAACUGCCACCUGCGUCUGAUAACUUGCUCUAUUCUUAGCAUAAGUAAUCAAAAGGGUGCUCCUGUGAACUAAGUACAUUAAGCAAGUGCUGGGUUAUCAAAAUGCAUUGAUUGAUGAAGAGGUGUUCAGUUCUAAGGUGAUUGUAUUGCCCAAGGGAGGACAGUGUCUAAAGAAAUAAUUGUUUGUGGCACAGUGGUAAACGAUUCUCUAUGAUAGCACACAUAUCUAAUAUCCUGUCUGUGGUAUGCAGAACCAAUGUAAACCUGCCAAUGCCAGCUGGCUUUACUUCAGCCACUCUGUCAUAAAAAUAAGACAAAUAAAGAGAGAACACGUACAAGACUCAAUGGCUCUGCACAGUGGCAAUGCUCCCGGGGCAAAGGUAUAAAAGACACCUGGAAUGUUUGGCUUUUAGCCUCAGUAGCUGGCAUGUCAUGCGGUGAGUUUUGUUAACGCCGGAACAAAGCAUGUCUCGUAAAGCUUGAGUGUGAAGUGUGGGGUGAGUUUCUGGGGCCAGCACAACACUGGAGCAUGAACUGGCAAAUCACUGCUCCUAAAAAGAAUGACCUAAAAGAAUGGCCGUUGAGUAGAAUCCAGCAACGCAUAGAAUAGAAUAACAUGUGUUCAUUACAUUUUAAUGCUUUAACUGAUUACUUAAAUCGACAAUUACAUUUACAUUUACAUUUUAGUCAUUUGGCAGACGCUUUUAAUCCAAAGCGACUUACAAGUGCAUUUGACACAUAGCUGCUCAGAGAGAAGGCAAUGGAGGUAUAGGGCAAUUAUUUGAUAAUAUAUUUUUGCAAUAUACUUGCAUAUGUCUCUUGUACACGUAUGUGACUCCUUAUUGGGCAAGGUGCGGUCAGUAAAGGUAUUAGCAUGUUAGCAUGGAAUGUGAGAGCUGAGCCACCCACAGGACAUUGUUUGACCCCCAAGUUUGUCGGUAAACGGAAGUGCUGUCUCAGUCCUGUCCCCUGGUCUGGAGGACCACAGACUGGGCUUUUAGUCUAGUGGUGCUGAGAGUGAAGCCCAGGUUUCUUGUUUGAAGACGGAAACCUGCAAACAGAUGAAGCCCCAAUCUAUGCGUGUGCACACAAACCCAUUUUGCCCACUGUUGGUAACAGGCCACUAUUUACAAAGUGGAUUACAGCAGGAAGGGCUCAGCUAGAACGCACAUGAGGGAUUAGUAGCGUUUACAACACAGUCUUUUAACACAGUUUUCUCUCAAUUUUCAGUUGAGAGAUCCUAAUCGCGUGCUACAAACACACAAUGCAAAAAGAUUUUUGCGAGUGGGAAUCAUUAAUGUACGCUAACAGAAAUCACAUGCAGCCUAUUCAAAAAUCACAAUAAUGAACCCUCCUAACUGGCUUAAAUUCUACUGCAGUCUUUGGGAAGAAAAGUCAUUUUCUUGGUUGCUGUUAUUCUUUCCAUGAAGCCUUGUGUCUUCUCUAAAAAGUAUCGCUCAUUUAUUCUCAAGCCCUUGUGCCAUCUUGCUCACAUCUAAUAAAAAACAGUGCUGUGGAUAGUUUGAUUCCCUGCUGAAUGGAGACAUCAUAUCUGAACUCCUUCCCAGAUGCAUCCUGAUUAAGCCUACAGUAGCUCAGCAGAUAAAAGGUGUCUCAUUCGGCUGUCAGGCUGUAAUAAUGUUUACAUCUUCAGGCCAAUGGUAAGCUACUGACAUACUUCAGGAUGAAUUUAUUAUAUUUAAAUGGCCUUAAAGUAACCAUAUCGCUAUCAGAUAUGGGAAAUGACUUAAGGCAACUGUCAGUUGUACUGCUGUGUGAGUAAAUGAAAAUGUACAGAUUAUCUUGGAGCAUAAUGGAGGGGGGCCUGCAGGUUGUUUUGGUACUUUUUUCAUGUAUGUGCAUUCCAACUGUGGCACAAAGAACAAAGAAAAGGGGGGUUUCAAAUUCACGUGAAUUUGGUUUCCACAUUUAUUACAAUAUCAUUCCUUGAAUAUCUUAUUUUUUCUUAAGUUCUUAAGAAACUGAAACAAAUAUGUAAUGUAUAUAUGUAAAUAUAAAUAAUUUAUAAGUACAGUCAUGAUUUCAUGUCGUAAUGUAGUCCAAACAUUAAAUGUCCCAUUUGAACUGUUUUAUAUUGUAUAAAACUUUCUUUUCUUUUGUACCGUUCAUUAUAUUCAUUUCGGAAUCAUGUGAAUAAAAAAAAGCUGGCAAAUGUCUUA
Molecule: messenger RNA, 4402 nt
Organism: Conger conger (European conger)
Lineage: Eukaryota; Metazoa; Chordata; Actinopteri; Anguilliformes; Congridae
Product: rhomboid-related protein 1-like
Exons: 7
Coding region: 26-1012 (328 amino acids)
Cellular component (GO): membrane
Molecular function (GO): serine-type endopeptidase activity
Source: RefSeq, a predicted model, not a curated record